Messenger RNA from Racocetra persica, 383 nucleotides. Lineage: Eukaryota; Fungi; Glomeromycota; Glomeromycetes; Diversisporales; Gigasporaceae. The record is from the annotation of a GenBank genome assembly.
AUCUUUAUGCGGGAUCUCGUAUAAAUGUAGUUAUGAACCGAAUAACCGUUUACACUAUAGAUGAAAGUUUGAAAAAUGAAUUACUUGUACUUCCUCAAUAUAGGAAUAUACUUGCUGUUACCAGAGAGCAUAAUCCAGUGUUUGUUGGUGUUUAUAUUGAUAUAGAACGGAAUAAUGUCGUUAUAACUUUAUAUGAUGGACAUAAUGCCGAGUAUAUAGUGGAUGUCAGACAAUUUGACCCAAUUUUUGAUCGCUUUUUAGCAAGAAUGAGAGCAACAAACGAAGAAGUUUUUGUAACCACAGAACUUGGCUAUCGGCAUAAUCAAAAUUAUCAUCUUUUACCGUGGACUUCACAUGUUGAGCACAAUAAUAUUGAAGAAUGA